AUGCUGACUGCUGUACUCCUCCUGGUGGCCAACCUGGCUGCCACAGGGGCGUUGGUGCACCAUCUCGACGACAAACUGCCCGUCGUGCGAUUCCGUCUGUUGACCACCUUCAUCACUAUAUCUUCAGUCCAGCUCUUUUUCUACGGCCUGUGGAAGGUAUUCCUGAAGCCGCUCUGCUUCUCGCCAUUCAAGCACCUGCCAAAGCCUCCGGGAGGCAGCUGGAUAAAUGGCCAUUUCCGCGAGAUCAUGGACCUGGGCAACGGCGAAGCCGAAGUCAAAUGGCGAGUUAACCUCCAGCCUUCGUAUUCUACUCCAUUAUGCAAAGUUAACAGCAACAGGAUGAAAGAAAUCCCCAACAAGGGCAUAAUCCACUGCCGCGGAAUCCUCAACGGCGAGCGCCUCAUCGUCUCCUCUCCAACCGCCCUCGCCAAGAUCGCCAGCGACAAUUACACCUUCAUCAAGCCCAUGGCGAUCAAGCUGCUCGCCGGCCGCGUGCUCGGCAUGGGGCUCGUCCUCACCGAGCGCGACGAGCACAAGCAGCAGCGCAAACUGUUUCUCCCGCCGUUUGCACCGAAGCAUAUCCGCGAUCUGUAUCCGACGUUCUGGGAGAAGGCGUGUGAGGUUACGGAUGUCAUGGGCGACAUAAUCUCCGAAACGGAGGGCACUGAAGUCCAGGAUUCCGUCUCUAACGAGAACGGCGGCAUUGAAAUCGGAGAAUGGGCAGCACGAGUCGCACUGGACAUCAUCACGCUCUCAGCCAUGGGAAAAGACUUCGGGUCUGUCUCCGACGCACACGCCCCACUGGCAAAAGUCUACCACGCCGUGCUGCAGCCCACGCUGGGCCACGUCGUCGUAGCGAUCUUGAAGAAUUUCUUCCCGGCGCGGCUUGUCGAGGCUCUCCCGCUCAAGGCGAACCAGGACCAGGGGUCCGCGUAUGAUACGAUCCGCGGGGUGUGUCGGGAUUUACUGCGCGGGAAGAAGGCGCAGAUGGCGGGUGGGCACGAGUUGAAGGGGAGGGAUAUCCUGAGUGUGUGUUUGCGGUAUGAGGAGAUUGCGGGGGUGGAUGAGGACGAGGUUAUCAACCAGAUGACGACGAUUCUGGGCGCGGGACAUGAGACGAUCUCUGUGGGGAUUACCUGGGCGGUAUAUAUGCUCUGUCUGCAUCGGGACUGGCAGGGGAGGCUGCGUGAGGAGGUUCGUGCCACGGUUCCUUCGCCGGAUUGGAAGGGUGAGGGUGAGUCGAUGAGCAGUGCGCAUGUUGAGAGGAUGCCAUUGAUGAGAGCGUUCCUGGAGGAGGUCCUGCGGUGGUAUCCGCCUAUCCCGAUGACGAUGCGUGAGCCGCUGGUUGAUACGGAGCUCGAUGGGCAGUAUGUGCCCAAGGGCACGCGGAUUGUCGUCCCGAUCAAGGCGAUCAACCGCGAGGAGAAGUUCUGGGGCGCUGAUGCGAAGAGGUUCAACCCGGCGCGGUGGUUGAGAGACGGCGCUCAAGGACAGGAGUUCAACUCCAGCGGCGGCGUGAAGAACAAGUAUGGCUAUCUGACGUUUAAUCACGGCCCUCGGAGCUGUGUUGCGGCGGAGUUUGCGCGUGCGGAGAUGGCGUGUGUGGUGGCGGCUUGGGUUGGGCGGUUUGAGCUGGAUCUGGCGGAUGAGCGGUUUCGCGAUGAGGAUAAUAUGAAGACGUCGAAUGGGAACUUCUCAGGGAAGCCCUUGGAAGGGCUGUAUGUGCGUGUGAAGGUGUUGGGGGGUGGUAGUUGGUAG
This is a messenger RNA of Aspergillus puulaauensis, 1758 nucleotides long. RefSeq names its product cytochrome P450. NCBI's taxonomy places the organism in Eukaryota, Fungi, Ascomycota, Eurotiomycetes, Eurotiales, Aspergillaceae. Gene Ontology annotation, molecular function: monooxygenase activity; iron ion binding; heme binding. Bases 1 to 1758 code for a protein of 585 amino acids. The transcript is spliced from 2 exons. The record is from RefSeq and is a predicted model, not a curated record.